AUAGAGAGAUAUAAAGGGUUUUGUCUUUUGUUUUUUGCAAUUCAAUUCCAUUCUCUUAUUGUUUUUCUUGUUUUUUUCUUUCUCUCUGACUCUCUCAUUCUAUCAUCAAGAAAAUCUCUUCCGUUCUUCCAAAUUAUAACCGACUCUUUUUUUUUUUUCUCUCUCUUUCCUUCUUUCUCAUGACUCUUUUGGACGAUGGUGGUGAAAAAAUGAUUUGCAAAGGAAUAAAAGGAAGGUGGUUUCGCCAUUAAUGGUGAAUUCAAAAGCUCUUCAAGUAGAAGAAAAGAAGAAGAGGAAGAAGAAGAAGCUUAGCUAGCUUGGUUGGAGUUUUUGUUUUUGUGGCUAACAGUAAAGGCAACAUGAACCACUCCAUCCAACUACACCACCACCAAGAUAAUAAUCAACAUCAUCAAAAUCAGCCGCAACAACAACAACAACAGCAUCAAAUACAAGAGCAUAAUCAACAUCAUCAAAAUCAGAUUCCUUAUGCAAUGAUGCAAUCAUUAUCAUCGUCAUCUUCCAUCCCUGGAAACUUCAUAAGCAAAGAUACUGGAGCAUAUGAUUUGGGUGAAUUAGAUCAAGCCCUUUUUCUCUAUCUUGAUGGACAAGAACCGUCCAGUAUUCAAGACCAAAGACAUAACUCUGGAAUGAGACCUCCGACUCUGAAUAUUUUCCCUUCACAGCCUAUGCACGUUGAGCCACCAUCAUCAACAAAGACAAGUACAGGAUUAGUUUCUCCAGCAACUAGCGGUUCAAAGAGACCAUCAGAGCCGUUCAUGGAGUUGGCCAACGCCAGGAAUGAUGCUUCAGCUUCUGCACCAGAUCAGCCAGCUAAAUCUGUCAAGCGUGAAGGGAGCCGUAAAGGGCAAACAUCAAGUUCAGAGCAGGAAGGACCCAAAACACCAGACCCUAAGACAUUGAGAAGACUUGCUCAGAAUAGAGAGGCAGCAAGGAAAAGCAGGCUUAGAAAAAAGGCUUAUGUUCAGCAAUUAGAGUCAAGUAGGAUUAGGCUUACCCAACUGGAACAAGAACUUCAAAGAGCUAGAGCUCACGGCAUGUUUUUUGGUGGUGGUAAUAUCCUGGUAGGAGAGCAAGGCCUUCCUGUUGGUACUAACAACAUAAGCUCAGAUGCUGCUGUGUUUGACAUGGAGUAUGCAAGAUGGCUAGAAGAGCAUCAUCGACUCAUCUGCGAGCUCCGAGCAGCCGUUCAAGAGCACCUACCGGAGAACGAGCUUCGGAUCUUCGUCGACAACUGUUUAGCACACUUCGACGAGGUGAUGAACCUAAAAGGCAUGGUAGCCAAAACGGAUGUCUUUCAUCUUGUGUCUGGCAUGUGGAAGACUCCAGCCGAACGAUGCUUCAUGUGGAUGGGUGGAUUUCGGCCUUCUGAGCUCAUCAAGGUUAUACUGAAUCAGAUUGAGCCAUUGACGGAGCAGCAGAUAAUGGGCAUAUGUGCAUUGCAGCAAUCGACGCUUGAUGCUGAAGAAGCUCUAUCACAAGGCUUGGAAGCUCUGAAUCAGUCGCUUUCUGAUAUUAUAACUUCUGAUUCACUGAGCUGCCCUCCUAAUAUGACUAACUACAUGGGCCAAAUGGCUAUCGCCAUGAACAAGCUCUCCACCCUUGAAAGUUUUGUUAGACAGGACCCGGCCCCAUGAAUGGUACGAUGAUGCGACAAUUCAUCAUCACCAACAUGGGGUCAAAUAUGGGUGUGAGAAAAGAAUCUUGUUGGGAAUUAAACCUAACCACAAAAUCAACGUUUUCCAUGAAACUACCCCACCCAUGUCUUCUCGUGCUCACGAGGUAGCUUGGAGGUUACAUAAUUCCAUUAACAUAGUUAUUAUCUACAAGGCAUAUAUAUAUAUAUCUGCCAUUCCAUAAAAUGCUUGUAGGUUUCAUGCAUUUCUUUAAAGUGACAUUUGUAUGCAGUAGACAUUUAGGUUUCUGGUUUAAUUAAAAUGUAGCCCAUGCCUGCAAUAGUGUAGCUAGUAUCUGAUCUGUCUAUAGGAUUCAAAACUUAAAACACUUAUAGAAGAAAGCUCUAUUUUGUUCUAGGAGUUAUUAAUUGUACUAAGUGGACAUUAACAUUGAAACAAUGGGCAGAUCUCUCUGUCAAAUGAUUAUCUGUGCCUAAUUAAAGCAUGCAAGGCAGUUUGUCGUUGUGUCGAUUUCGCAAUUGUUAAGACCUAAUCACUAGGAAACUAAUGAAGUUGUCACCUGAUGUAAAUAGUUAAUAUGAAAGCAUGGUAGCGACCAAUUGACCUUAAGAAUAUUUGCAUUUUCACAUGCUAAUGGGACCCCUUAAAUAAUGCAUAUAUAUAUAUAUAUAUAAUAUUUACGGACGUCCAAAGAGAUCCCUCAUCCCCAUAUGUUCGUGAUGUCAUGGUCGUAACCGUUUGACUUAAAUACUUAAGACCAUCUCCUAUUACUUCCUUUUUCUGACCAUUCUUUAACUAAGGCCAAGUCCACCCCCCCCCCCCCCCGCGC
Durio zibethinus is the source of this 2484-nucleotide messenger RNA. Its product is annotated as bZIP transcription factor TGA10-like. NCBI's taxonomy places the organism in Eukaryota, Viridiplantae, Streptophyta, Magnoliopsida, Malvales, Malvaceae. Gene Ontology annotation, biological process: DNA-templated transcription; regulation of DNA-templated transcription. Gene Ontology annotation, molecular function: sequence-specific DNA binding; DNA-binding transcription factor activity. The record is from RefSeq and is a predicted model, not a curated record.